GCUAUGAGGAGCGUGACACAACACACACACACACACACACACACACGCACACAAACAGACACACACGGUAGAGUUCCACCGGCGCCAUUCACCGCAAUCACGUCUCUAACCACCGGCCAUUGAGCGCAAAAGGCGUGCGUUGUUGCCGAGAGAGCAGGAGAGAAGUAUUUCAAAAAAGAAAGCAAAGGAGACGAACAAAGCUAACAGCCAUCCAAUGUCUCGUUGGCACGGCCUCCUUCUCGGAGGAGCGCGCAGCCGCAGCAGCAGCAAAAGCAGCCAUCCUUCGCAACGUUCUUCCUCCGUCACCACCGCCGCCGUGCGGCUCGGCUCGCUUGUCGUUCUCUGCCUCGUCAUCGCCCACGUCGCGGACGCAGCCGUCUACACCACCGCUCUCUCUGCUGCAAAUGUACCCGGAAGCGGCGCGGCCGCCGCCAACCCUCUUGGCGGCCUCUAUCACGCCUGUCUUACCUCGCAAAACGCCUCCGCCUCGUCAACGGAUCGCAAUACACUGACGGUUCGCACCGGGGCGAUGGCAGACCUCCUCAGCCUGACGGUCGGCAGCGGCACCUACUACAUCGCCGGCUACUACGACGACGUGGCGAAGGGGUGGUUCUGGAGCGACGGCGCGUCCGGUGCGGCGACGCAGUUCGGGCAGGGUCCCUUCUCCGCCCCGGUGAACAACCUGCUUGUGCUGAACUGGGUGCAGGACUACCCGCAGGUGGAGCCCGGCACCAAGGAGAUCGGGAAGUUGAAGUACAUGGUGUACGACGGGUCACGGAAGGGCUGGAUCAACGUGGCAGGGACGGGCACCUACGACGGGGUGGUGUGCGAGUCGCAAGACAGGCCGUCGCAAGCGAAGAAGAAGUUCCCGUGGUGGGCGAUUCUCAUCAUCGUCCUCGGCUGCGUGGCAGCCGUUGUCAUCUUCAUUGUGAUCAUCGUGCGCUGCUGUUGCAAGAAGACGGCGGAUGGCCGCGGCGCCGGCGAGGUAGACUCCGACGAGGAGGGAGAGGCAGAAGAUGAACGCAAGUCCUUCCGAUCCAGCCGGAGCGGGUCCAUGUACACCCGCUCGCGCUCGAACAACUCCUUCGGCUCUCGCCGCUCGGGUGGCAGCGUCGCGAGCAACAAACUUAGUCGGGCGAGCAUGUCGAGGAAAUCCAGCUACUCCUACUCCUACUCGGACUCCUCAAGGGGCUCCUACGUGAGUGGACGAAAUCCGUCCGCUCGUAGCCGCUGGACCUCGUCCUCUGAGAGCUACUCGUCGUACAGCGGCAGCGACUCCCCAUCGAGCUCGCUGCUCUUCUAA
This is a messenger RNA of Leptomonas pyrrhocoris, 1303 nucleotides long. RefSeq lists its product as hypothetical. The coding region runs from base 215 to 1303 and encodes 362 amino acids. Lineage: Eukaryota; Euglenozoa; Kinetoplastea; Trypanosomatida; Trypanosomatidae. The record is from RefSeq and is a predicted model, not a curated record. The transcript has a single exon.